Hermetia illucens (black soldier fly) is the source of this 2244-nucleotide messenger RNA. Its product is annotated as folylpolyglutamate synthase, mitochondrial-like. Lineage: Eukaryota; Metazoa; Arthropoda; Insecta; Diptera; Stratiomyidae. The transcript is spliced from 7 exons. Gene Ontology annotation, cellular component: cytoplasm; cytosol; mitochondrion. Gene Ontology annotation, biological process: tetrahydrofolylpolyglutamate biosynthetic process. The record is from RefSeq and is a predicted model, not a curated record. The coding region runs from base 426 to 1943 and encodes 505 amino acids. Gene Ontology annotation, molecular function: ATP binding; tetrahydrofolylpolyglutamate synthase activity.
AGCUGUCAUUGUUUUUUUUCCAUUUAAAGUUUUCAGAUAUAUUUAGUUUUAAUGUAAAUUGGACACGCUUGGUCAAAAUUCGAAAAAAAAGAAGUUUACCCUAUUCACCGCACUGGCUACUAUAACAGAUGUUCAACUGGCCGCUCAUAGACUUCUAGUUGAUGCAUGCCUGGACCGGGCAAGUAAUAGCAAAAUGCAUGGCUAAAGAAGAAAAAAGUUGUCUCGUCCUUAAUAUUGACAAACUAAGCAAUUCUUAUGUGAAGAAUUUAUUUAUAUUGCGUGGUGUGGAAGAAACCUUAUUUUGUAACUGCAAAGAGGAUACAACCAAGGAAUUUAAGGUGUCUAUGCGAAGACUACGUAUAGUUGUCAUAAAUUAAAGUCAAGCAGGCCAUUAAAUCUUCACCUAAAUCAUUAAGGAAAAAAUUAUGUGGCGGAUACAAAAAUUUCCAUUGAGCAUUUUAUCAAAAACAUGGGCGAUGCCCUUUGUUCCAAGGAAAAAUUCGACGAUAUCGACGUCCUAUUAUAAUGAGCUUGGCGAGCCGGAAUCAUACAAGGAAGCCAUGGCUGCACUUGGUAUGCUGCAGUCUAAACCAAAGGAAAGCGCAGACCCGAAUAAUUUGAAGGACACCUGGAAGUAUCUCUAUCGUUCUGGGAUAACUGCUAGGGACAUAGAUACAUUGUCUGUGAUACAUGUUGCUGGCACUAAAGGAAAGAGUUCGGCCUGCGCAAUAUGCGAGUCAAUCCUACAUUCAUUUGGAUGUAAAACAGGAUUUUUUAGUUCUCCUCAUUUUAUAUCUGUGACAGAAAGAUAUCACAUAAACGGGCGACCUAUAACUGAAAAGUAUUUCUCAAAAGUGUUUUGGAAGUUAUACAACACCCUUGACAAAUAUAAGGAGCAUGCAGCAGAUUUGCCGACGUAUUUUAAAUUUUUGACUAUUUUAGGAUUACAUAUAUUUUUUGAUUCAAAUGUAGACGUAGCUAUUAUUGAGACCGGUGUAGGAGGGCUUUACGAUAGUACAAAUAUCGUACGCAAUGUACAAACAAUUGGCAUAACAUCGAUUGGAUUAGACCAUAGUGACGUCCUUGGAAAAAGUUUUGAAGAAGUGGCCGCUCAUAAGGCGGGAAUUAUUAAGCCGAAUGCUAACGUUUUCCUCGCACCUGUUGACUAUAGAGUUUAUGAUAUAUUUAAUGCCCAAGCCCACGAGAGAAAUGCAAAUUUAUUUAUUAUUCCGGACAUGAGUGAAUACGCUUUCAAGAAAAUACCAAAGCAGCUGAGUUCUCGAGAUCAAUUACAAAACAUAAACUCCUCAUUGGGCAUACAGUUGGCUUACGAUUGGCUCCGGAGGUACCGAUCCAAUAAAUUGAAGAACUUUAAAUCUGGCAUUGUUUUGGAUACAAGUCCCGAGGUGGUGAAGGGGAUUGAGUCCUGCCGUUGGCCCGGGAUGAGUCACAUCGUGCAAGUUGGGAACAAGACCGUAUACUUGAAUGGUGCCGAUAAUAUAAACAGUCUCAGGACGUGUAUCGAUUGGUUCAAGAAUUUAACUGAUUCAAGCAACAAGUACAGAUGCCUGGUGUUCAAUCCCAUGCCCAACACCGAUGUAAAAGUCGCCCUUCUAGCAAUUGGUAACAAUAUAAAUUUAGAAAUGGCUCUUUUCGUCCCCGAUAUACAUUACCAUAACAAGGAACGACACUUGGAUUGUGAGCACACUUGGCAAUCGAGCACUUUACAAAUUGACAUGGCCGAAGCUUGUUCCAAGUUUUGGUCGAAAAUAUCCAACAUGCCCCCGAUGAAAGUGAAACAUUUUACGUCCGUACUCGAUGCAUUUCUUUAUUUGGACAAAUUUUAUCCGGACGUGGAAUUCGAUAUUCUUGUCACAGGUUCAAUGUCUGUUAUUGGUGCUACAAGAAGAGCUCUAGAUAGAUACCGAAUAUUAAUAAUUUAAAUAAAAUAAUGAAGCUAGGAGCUGCACGCCGAGUAUAGAAUUUAGAUAUUUUGCGGAAUAGGCAUCCACCGCUUGUGGUCCCUGUUGAAGAGAGUGUAAAGGAGAGUUGUAUCAAGGCAACAAAAAUGAUAGUUUUAUUGUCUGUACCUCAACGUAGCUACUGUCAAAAUUUUGUCGAUUUGUGCCGCGUAGAUAUAAUAAUGAAAACUCCUUGAAAUAAUUUAAUAGCUAGCACAUAUUUAUUCAAAUUAUCUGUAAUAUAAAAUUUAUUUUUUUAAAAUUAUUUCCGGUUAAACUACUA